UCCCUCAACGCCGCCUCCUCGUCCUUCCCGAACCCCAGUGAGUGGGAAAAGCUCACAGUGGCACCUGAAUAGGGACACAUGGAAGGACAAUCUCCGCUGUCGCUGGCCCUUCAGCACCUCGCUGCGAUGCAGGAGAGCACCAUCACGCUGCAGCAGCAGCAGUCCCAGCUCCUCGCGGACAUGGCGGCGUCACAGCGGGACGAUCGUGCUCUCCUGCGGGAGCUGCUGCAACGCCCGGCUGCCCACGGCGCCGACCCGGAGCCCGGUCGAGGACGGUCUCCGCCCGUCGCCCUGCAGCGGAUGACCGCGGAAGAUGACCCGGAGGCAUACCUGGACAUCUUCGAGGGCACGGCGGAGGCGUGUGGGUGGCCGGAGGAGGAGAGAGCGCUUCGGCUUCUUCCCCUGCUCACUGGCGUGGCGCAGCUGGCUGCGCACAGCCUGCCGGCGGCGGCGCGCCACGACUACACACAGCUGAGGAGAGUCAUCCUGGACCGGCUGGGCAGUACGUCGGAGGGACACCGGCGGCGGUUCAGGGGGCGCUCCUUUGAAGAAGCCGGGCGCCCCUUUGCAUACGCGCAGCAGCUCCUGGACGCAGCGAGGCGCUGGCUCCAGCCGGGGACCCACUCCGCUGAGGACGUCGUUGGACAGGUGGCGCUGGAGCAGUUCAUCGCUGGGUUACCAUCGUCCACAGCCAAUUGGGUCCAGUGCCACCGCCCGGCCAACAUCGAGGCAGCGAUCGUCCUCGCGGAGGACCAUCUCUCUCUUCCCCGGCGGAGCAUGAGGGAGGAGACCAGGCCAGCGACGAUCCCUGCCAGCCGUCCCACUCCAGCCCCGAGGAGGAGGUUCCCAGCGGCAUCGGCUCCUACACCACACCCACGCACACACACACACACACACACACAGCCGGAGCAUGCAUCGCUCCGGUUGUCUAAUUACCCUCUGCCGUCUUUCCCUCAGGGCCCAGCCUACGUGUCUGAUCACCUGGCACCCCGGGGGGCUCCUCAGACGCCAGGGCAGGUGUGCUGGCGGUGUGGGCAACCCGGCCACAUCAGAGCGGAGUGCCCGCUCAUGGAAGUGGGGCAAGUGGUUCGGGUUGCCGGGCCGCCGGCCCCCUCCCCCGGUUUGGAAGGGACGUACCGUAUACCGUAGGCUGGGUCCUCACACGGAC
This is a messenger RNA of Solea senegalensis (Senegalese sole), 1168 nucleotides long. Its product is annotated as zinc finger and SCAN domain-containing protein 32-like. The transcript has 2 exons. The record is from RefSeq and is a predicted model, not a curated record. Gene Ontology annotation, molecular function: nucleic acid binding; zinc ion binding. Bases 79 to 1149 code for a protein of 356 amino acids. Lineage: Eukaryota; Metazoa; Chordata; Actinopteri; Pleuronectiformes; Soleidae.